Messenger RNA from Paramacrobiotus metropolitanus, 1848 nucleotides. Its product is annotated as receptor-type guanylate cyclase gcy-7-like. NCBI's taxonomy places the organism in Eukaryota, Metazoa, Tardigrada, Eutardigrada, Parachela, Macrobiotidae. The coding region runs from base 1 to 1848 and encodes 615 amino acids. The transcript has 13 exons. The record is from RefSeq and is a predicted model, not a curated record.
AUGGUCCAUCUUAUCUGCGUGUGCUGCUUCCUGAUAUCCUAUGCUGGUCCGGUCAUCGCCAUCCUGAACAUCAGUUUUGUGUUCAUUGGACGCAUAGCACCGGCGACGACAUACGGAACACUACCGUUUAUCGGUCCCGCGAUGUCCAUUGGCAUAGAAUAUGUCCAGCAGAAAUACGCCGGUACCCUGCACUGUACGCUGGAUUUUUUGUAUGCGCCACUGCGUCCUGGCUACCCACCACCCGAAUUAGCCGAUACCGCUGUACAAUUAGCAGCAGAAUGGCACUACACCAAGAGGAAGGAAGGGGACAUCACGAUUUACAUCAUUUCCGGCGUGGUGGAAGCCGUAGAAAUCCCACAUUUUAUGAGGCAGUGGAACACCCUAUGGAUUUCAACGCUAUCGGUCACCCCGCAGAUCACUGACCGCGUGAUGAAUCCCGCAUGGAUCGCCGUCAACGAUUUCUCCACUACCCAGUGUGCGCGCCUGUACAUCGAGAUACUAACGAAGUAUCGCUGGACCACGGUGUACGUGAUUAUUGACCCGGGAGAUCCCAGCGUCUUCAUGUCGAUCGCAGCGGUGCUGCUGAAGGAGCUAGGGAAACAGUCGAGUAUCCGCUAUAUUGUGCAGCGGAUAAAAACAAAAGGCGGCGGUUCCGGUGUAGCUUACGGGGCCUUUGAGUCGGUAUUAAAGGACGUUGCUGUAGUUAGUCGAGUUGUUAUAUUCUUCGGCCACGCCUUCUUUCUACGGGAACUUCUGAUUACAGCAGAGAGAAUGGGCAUGACCGAUGGGGAAUACGUGUACAUGGCUCUGGAAACCAUGCAUAAUAAACCGGUCCUGGGUGAUUUCAACUGGCAGCACAACGACGAAAAUGACCAGAUCGUCUUUCGGGCGUACCAAUCGCUGCUGCUCGUCCAGCCAAAAUACAUCGACGUACCACCCAACCUGCAGCUGGGUACGGAGCUUAUUCGCCGCUCCGCACGGGAUUAUAAUCUUACCUACAAUAUCUCAGAUCAGAACUUUCCGAACCUUGUUAGCAGCUACUGGGCAGUUGUGGCUACCACGUCGCUCAUCAAUGAAUCGCUUUCCCGAGCGGAUGAUAUGGAUUAUCAGGAUGGAAAAGCAUUAGCGCGGCUCUUCCCCAAUCACACCUACACUGAUGAAUACGGUAGUCUCUACGUAGACAGCACGGGACAACGACGUACGGAUCUUGCCGUUACUUACUUUACGUCAUCGGGCAUUCGUACAACGCUGCUAACGAAGGCGGGCGUACAGGACACUCUGAACGAGGUAGCGCAUUUAACGGAAUGGGCCAGUGCGCGUACAGCAUUUCCACCACCAAACGAACCGGUGUGCGGAUAUUUGAAGAACAAAUGUUUGAAGAGUAACGAAUCGUUGUGGAUCAUCGUUUCUACUUGUCUGGGAAUAGCGGUCGUUGGUGGAACCUUCGGUGUAUUUUAUUGGCGGUAUAAUAAGCAGAAAGAAGCCGAAAGACUAUUGCACGAUCCGUGGUGGCAGCUGCAUCUGGACGAUGUAAAAGCAACAUCCUACUUUCGCUCCAACGCUUCGUCGCUAUUUACGGGCCAACUGCACACUGAGUCUGAUUCGGAUUCUUUUAAAGCGCUGCGGCGUAUCGAACACCAGAAUAUCGGGCAAUUUUAUGGACUAAGCAUUGGGAGACGCGGUGCUGGCCGGUGUGACGUAUUCGUGGUGUUCGCCUGUCCACCACGUGGCAGCCUGCCUCAGGUGUGCUGCAGCGCCAUCGGCAAGGAUUUCACGUUCACCAGCUCCUUCGUUAUGGACUUCCUUGAGGUAUUGAUCGGCGCCGAGAAGCCUUAUUCCUUCAUUUAG